AGAAGACUUGAGCAGUUACUUUCACUCCUUGGAGAGCUGCCUUUUUUCUUUUUCAUUGAUUUCAUCUUUACCCUGCCUGGUGCAUACCAUUCAUUCCUGAACAAAAGAAAUCAUCAAAUACUUUCAAGGGACAUUGUCAUUGUACUUCACAGAGCGCUACAAAGCAUUGUCAGCACAGGUACAAUCAACUCUUGCCCUACUACACCAAAACAGUCUUUGCCACACUUUUUCUCUGAGAACCCUUCGUCUGGAACGAAACUCAUCUCAACCCUCGACGCAAUCCUUCACCAAACAGCAAAAAUGCUUUUCACCAAGAUCGCUGCCGCCUGCGGCCUUGCUGCCGUGGCGAACGCCCACAUGUACCUUGCGAAACCAGCCCGUUUUGCUACCCCUUCAGCCACCAACGGCCCUAUCUCCUCCAGCGACUACCCCUGCCAAGCAACUGGAUCAGUCACAUACAGCAGUGACACCGUCGACGGAUCUGGAGCGACCGAGAUGGCGCUCGGAUCUGACCAGCCUCUUACCUUUGAGGGCCAGAGUGUCCACGGUGGUGGCAGCUGCCAGAUCUCCAUCACCUACGACGAGAACCCCUCGUCCUCCAGUGUCUUCAAGGUCAUCACCUCCAUUGAG
Molecule: messenger RNA, 630 nt
Organism: Cryphonectria parasitica EP155
Lineage: Eukaryota; Fungi; Ascomycota; Sordariomycetes; Diaporthales; Cryphonectriaceae
Exons: 2
Source: RefSeq, a predicted model, not a curated record